Molecule: messenger RNA, 1304 nt
Organism: Suillus plorans
Lineage: Eukaryota; Fungi; Basidiomycota; Agaricomycetes; Boletales; Suillaceae
Product: UbiA prenyltransferase family
Exons: 4
Coding region: 100-954 (284 amino acids)
Cellular component (GO): membrane
Molecular function (GO): transferase activity, transferring alkyl or aryl (other than methyl) groups
Source: RefSeq, a predicted model, not a curated record
GUAUUUAUACCCCGUUCACCCACUCCUCAAUAGUUAUUACAGUCCAGCGGUACGUUACUAAAAGGCCAGGGCCUUUUUCCAUUUCCCUCACGAUUCGUCAUGCUCUACCUCCAAAUUCUCUAUUCAUUCACGAGCGACGACAUCACGACUACCAUUGUUCCCAUUACGCUAUUCGCAGUCGUGGCUGGGCCACUCUGCAAUUUCCAACGUUUUUCACACAUUGUUUUCUGGAUUUGGCUCCAUCUACUCCAUUUUAAUGUCGCCAAUCAAAUAAUCGAUCCUCAGGAGGAUGGGAAGAACAAGUCUUCUCGACCUAUACCUGCAGGACUAAUAAGCCUGGAAGACGCUCUUGUGUUACGUUGGGCUCUCAUUCCCAUAUGUCUCGCCCUAUCCGCAUGCUACAGCUUCCAAGUCUUUGGCUUAAGCCUCGUGUUGACGCUGUUCAUAAUCUUCUAUAAUGAGCUUAAAGCCCACGAGCAUUGGAUCUCGAAGAACUUUAUAACGGCAGUGGGUUACGCUUGCUUUGAAAUUGGUUCCACUCUUAUCGCAGGCAAAGAUAUGUCACGGUUAGAACCCACCGCAAUUUCAGCGAUUGCCUUGAGCCUCGCCGUGUUCACGAGCACAUUGCACGCUCAGGACUUCAAAGACGUGGAAGGAGACCGCCUUAUUGGCAGGCGAACAUUACCCAUAGCAUUCCCGAAUCUAGCGCGGACAUCUAUGCUGGUGGCCCUUCCUCUGUGGUCCAUCUGCUUGUCUCGUGUUUGGGGAGUGAAUACACUCUGCACGCUUGUAUUCACAGGAUAUGCAGCGAUGGUGGGGCUCAGAUUCAUGACCUGCAAGACAUCAAAGGCAGCGCGAAUGUCUUGCAAAUUGUAUAGUCUAUGGUUUUCUGUCGCACAUCUUCUCCCUGCCUAUUGGCGAUACUUCCACGGAGAACAGAAUUAUGCCUUUUGAACGUCCUAACUUAUUGAUAAUGCGAUACGACUGUUGUAUUUGAUGUAGUUUUUGGAGGCUGUAGUUUGGUUGUAGUUGUAAUCUGUAUCACCAAACGGAUGCAUUUUUUUUCAUCAAUACUUGUUCGGCAAUGACAUGUGCCACGGACCCGCUAACUUGUCGGCCGGUAUCACACAACUCCACCGAGUCGCAUGAAAGUCGCCUGACAUAUCCACACUCUUAUUAAUAUGUCAGGACAACAUCCAAACUUCAGGACUCAGGCACUUGAGAAAGCUGUGAAUCUAGAUGAGGUUUUAUUCUCUCAGGGGUACUAGGUCAGGACGACACACGGAAGAUAAUCUUAGCUGCCA